This is a messenger RNA of Fusarium odoratissimum NRRL 54006, 1801 nucleotides long. RefSeq lists its product as uncharacterized. Gene Ontology annotation, molecular function: protein serine/threonine phosphatase inhibitor activity; protein phosphatase 1 binding. The coding region runs from base 295 to 765 and encodes 156 amino acids. Gene Ontology annotation, cellular component: nucleus. The record is from RefSeq and is a predicted model, not a curated record. NCBI's taxonomy places the organism in Eukaryota, Fungi, Ascomycota, Sordariomycetes, Hypocreales, Nectriaceae. The transcript is spliced from 2 exons.
UGUUUUCAUAUACAGAUAAGAGAAUUGCGAAUGGAAGCUUGCAUCCAAUGAUUGGUUAAUAAAUCGAACAAGUUGUGACGUGAAAAGAGGUACGUAUCUUUACAGCACAAUGCCGAUGCUAAGGCAAAUCAUUUAUUUGCCAUACGAUUCCAUCAACAAGCGCGUGACAACAUUAUUAACAAGACAACAACACAUCCUCCGGGAGAGAUCACUUCUUUCUCUCCGACAAACCUAUCAAAAGAGACAAAUAGUCGCUCGUGCUAUACCUACGUCGAACAUCACAUCAACACGGCCAUGUCGCAACGGCAACAGCAACGAAGCGCACCAGCGCCCUCACAAACACAAACCGAGACCCCGACGCAAACACCAGAAACGAGAGAACAAGCGCCUCAGAUCCUGAGACUUCGAGGCGCUCAUGCGUCCAAUGGGCGAUCCGUACAGUGGGCAGAGGACGUAGUAGACAAUGAAGGUCUUGGACGCAAGAGCUCAAAAGUGUGUUGUAUCUACCAUAAGCCGAAAGCCGUCGACGAAUCCAGCGACGAGUCUUCCUCCAACUCCGACUCGGAUUCAGACUCGGGCUCGGAUCGCGACGGGGCACAACCAGCGGGCGGGAAGCGCCAGAGCUGUGGUCAUGGACACGGACACAGUCAUGGACGUGGGCGGAGAAAUAGAAAGGGAAAAGAGAAGAGAGCGCCGAGUCCGAAUGCGUACGAGAAGGUGCCCAAGCCAAAGCCCAAGGAUGGACCGUCGGAAAACAAGUCAUAGAACAACGAGGACGCCGGACCGUCGAACAAAAAGGGCAAUGCGAAAUGAGCGUUACUUAUGAUGAUAUGAGCAUAGAGACUUAUGGGUUGGGGCAUGUGUAUGUGAAGACUACUAGUGGCAUAGCGAUAUCUGGGCAAGGUUCAAGCGAACAUGAUUGCAGAAUCGUAUGGUUCAGAAUCUUCCAUCUGAGGAUUUAAUGUACAAAAGGGUAUCUCAUUGAGGGGCACUUAUACAAGGUAGCUAUCUUGCGAAUCGUAUCUCGCAAUCACUCAGCACCGUUCACAUCGUUCUUCCCACUCUCAACCACGAAAUAUCUUCCCGCUGUUUUGCCAGCCGUCUUGAGGGCAUCCCACUUCUCUGCCUCGGACUCAAUCGUCUCUCUAAGCCUCCUCGCCCUUUGAUAAUACCCUAUACGAACCUCCUUAUCCAGAGCUUCUUGCAGUUCAGUAAGUCCAAUUGUCACCUCUUGUCGAGCCUCUGUGGUCUCGUCACGGAUCGCCCGCAGGGGUUCAACUCCGGUUGUGUCCACACGCUGCACGGCGCGGACGAACUGCAAUUGGCUCUGGAGGGUAUUGAUCAUGGCAGCUUCGUCUUCGGGUGUAGUUGGCAACGGUAGGGCUGAGAGGCGGAGGAGGUGGUGUAAUUGGGAGGGCGUGAUCUUUUCUGCGGGAGCUGAAGAUGGCGAGGAUGGUAGAAGGCUUCGAACGGACCAGGUGGGUUUCUCGAGGAUCGAGGCGGCGGUUGAUGAGUUUGUUGUUAUGAGCCGAGUUAUCAAAGGUCUUGUAGAAUGUGUGAUGCUGCGCCGAAGGGCAACACGGCAGGAUGUGCAGAUUGUCAUGGUACGUAGUUGGCCUGAUCUGUCGAUAUGGAUCUAAUUUCUGUGGACUUUCGAUCAAGGUUUUCUUUCUGCGUAUGGCGAUCUGUCAAUAGAGUCUUGUAAUGGAUCUAUAUCUAAGGUAACUUUGAUCCGUCUUAACCUAGAUCUUCUAUGCCCAAUUCUGAGGAAUAGCGACAACGUGGGCCCACUAAAAAGACC